CCGGCAAAAGACAACACUCCGCCAUGUACAAGCUCGUGAUCUUCGCCGUCCUGGUGGCCGCCGCAGCCGCCGCCCCCGCCCCCGCCCCCGGCUACCUGGGCUCUCCGCUCGUCGCCGCCCCCGGCUACCUGGGCGCUCCCCUGGUCGCCGCCCCCGGCAUCGCCACGUACACCGCCGCCUACUCCGCCCCCGUGGCGAUCCCCGCCCCCGCGGUCUACGCCGCCCCCGCCCGCGUCGCCUACUCCGUGGAGCCCGUGGAGCAGCACGGCUACAAGAUCGUCUACUAGGCGCCGCCCCCAGACAUGCCUAAUCCUUCACCCUCACAUUCCCCCAAGAUUGAAUACCCAUGAUAUUAAUUUUAUUGCCUCGUAGUAAAUAAACGUCCUCCGCACCCAACAAGUGUAUUAUUUACAAAAAACCACAUGUACCUUAUGAGAAAUAUGUCUACAUCAAACUACACUACAAAAUUGUAAGGUGAAAAAAACGCCAAACGUCUAAAGCUCGAUUUUUGAGAGUUUUCAGUCACACGGGUUCGCAAAAUGCAAACAGGCCUUUGAACAAAUAAUGUAUUUAUGGGGGGAAACUGGACAUUUUUUUUUUCGAUUUAGAAUCACAGUUAUUUUCAAAGUUUUUUUUUUUUUAUUAUUGACAACUAUCCUAGGACCAAUGAGAAUGCAGCUGCUGUACUACUGAACAUUCGUGGUUUUAGAUGAUGGUUUUUUAACUUUAUGAAAUUUGAAUGGCAAGGGGAAACUUAUUUGAUCUUAUGCACUACGAAUUAAAUAAAUUUGAAUGAACGGACAUAGACUAAUUCCGUGACAAUCAAACAUUUUUAUCUUUCACAAACCCUUGUGCUAUAAAACAAAAAGAAAUGACAACUACUAAAGAAAACAAAUUAGCCAACUUUUGUUCUAUCAGUAAAUGUUUUUAUUGAACCCGUUACAAAUAUUGGUUAUUUCUAACAAAUACUUAAGAUGAAUCGUAAAUGUGUAAUAAAAAGUAUAGUAUCAUAAAAACAUCUCAGAUUUUUUACUAUUAAAGUAAGUCAUCUAACAGCCGCAAAGUAUAUUAAUAAGAAAAAUGAGAAAUUACUCUAGAAUAUAAUUUGAUAUCUUUAGUUUUCAAACCCACAAAAAACUAUGUGUAGUUUUGCGAGAAUAUUUUUUAGUAUAUUUCUGUUAUUAAUGGACUAUACGAGCUUAAAACUUUUUUUAAACAACGAGAAAUUAUUUGGUGGAGUAAACAUCUUUCUCUGUGGUGACAUUAUGCAUCUGUCUCAUGUCAAAGGUCACUGGUGUAUUUUACAACCAUAUUGUUUUUCAGCAGGAAUUAUUUGUGGCGUCAGAUUUAAUUUGGGAGCUGACAAUAAAAAUGUG
This is a messenger RNA of Bacillus rossius redtenbacheri, 1376 nucleotides long. RefSeq names its product cuticle protein 21-like. The transcript has 2 exons. Lineage: Eukaryota; Metazoa; Arthropoda; Insecta; Phasmatodea; Bacillidae. Bases 24 to 287 code for a protein of 87 amino acids. The record is from RefSeq and is a predicted model, not a curated record.